Molecule: messenger RNA, 2664 nt
Organism: Gaeumannomyces tritici R3-111a-1
Lineage: Eukaryota; Fungi; Ascomycota; Sordariomycetes; Magnaporthales; Magnaporthaceae
Product: modin
Exons: 2
Coding region: 209-2173 (654 amino acids)
Source: RefSeq, a predicted model, not a curated record
CUCAGCCCCUACGCUUGGCGGCAGCCGUCGAGAUGCCAUCAGUUGUUGGCAGUGGCAUUGUGCCUUUACAACUACUACAGAUCGGUAGACAACAGAUAGACGACAGAUCGAUAGACGACCUCGGUACCACAGAUCGAUAGACCGAUAGACCGACACAUCACCGAUCGAACCCAGACAUUACCGACCGAUAGAUGGUUACUCGCCCAUCAUGUCCAGCAACGACAGCGGCGGCGGCAACGACAAGCCCGAUGCCGAGCUCUACGUGGCCGUCGUCUCGCUCGUCAUCGCCCUGAUAGCCCUCCUCGGGACCGUCAUGCAGGUGCUCCAGCAGUACUACGCAUCCGCCACGGGCUUUUCCAACUGCGAUCGCCGCGUCAUCGGCAAGUGGCACAACUACAAGGAACGCAGGUUCAAGUGGAAGGAGCUGCGGUUCGAGGUGCGGUUCAAGGCCCCAGUCGUCUUUGUGUGCCCGGCCGACAACAAAAAGGGGCCCGUGCCAGACGUGGUCUGGAUCAUCGACGGCUCGCCCAAGAGCCAGGAGGACACCAUGACCGACUCGAUAGGCGCCCAGCCGCCGCCCGUGCCCGUCGACGGCACCUCGACCCUUCCUCGCUUCACGUUGCGGCAGCGGCCGACCAACAGCAGCCUCAAGCAAAAGAUCACCCGCACCGUCGACCGGGACCACGAGAAGCGGAUACACACGGCUGACAACGAGCGGGCCACCUGGCUGACCAUGCUCACCGAGUUCCAGCGCAUGGAGAUGGAGUCUUCGAGCUGGCAGGAUACCGAGUACGGCUGGCACUCGGGCCGGCCGGGCCAGCCGCGGAUCGACCCGCCCGUCUUUGCGGACCGCAAGCUGGCCAUCGCGGUGCAGGCCAAGCCGCGCAGCUGGGACACGAUGCCGCCCAACAUCAAGAAGCCCUACGCCACCACCACCAUGUGCCACCUGGUCGAGAUGGCGGCCAUGCUGGGGCUGCACUGGAAGGAGUUUGACCGCUCGAGCGACAAGUACCGCGCCGAGGGCAACGGCUACGUGCUGACGGGCUCGCACGUGCCGGACCUGGGUGUCGUUUUCAACUUUCAGAUCUCGGGCAAGUGCAAGUUUGGCGACAACCGCGUGGUGCCGUCGACCCACGUCAAGGAGUUUGCCUUUGGCCUGGUGCCGACCGUUUUCAGGACCCAGGACGACGACCGCCGCCUGGGGUCGAUAGCCGAGGACCCGCGCGACCGGGGGCUGCUGCUGCUAGGGAGCACCAACGAGGUGGCCGAGACGGUGGCCUGGUUUGGCUGUAAUACGAGGACGGCGGAUAUUCUGCGGGACGACAGCAAGAAGCACGGGCACCUGUUUCCCAUCGCCUUUGAGAUCCUCGGCAUGCUCUCCAAGCCCCUCUACAUCCCCAACAUGUCCUUCCGCAUGGUCCCGAAUCCCACCGUCUACACGUGGGACACCAAGUUCUUCAACCUACGCAGGAUGCUCGACGGCUUUAGGAGCCAGCUCGAGAACUCCGAGGCCGUCACCGAGUCGUAUUCGAACGUGGCCACGAACGAGACGGCACCGCACCUGCAGCCGCUCCGCAACAAGGCCGAGACGGUGUGCGACGCGCUCGAGAAGCAAAAGGCGGACCGCGGCGAGAACGAGUUCUCGCUCGGGCUGUGCCAUGCCCUCUUCCACUCCAUCGAGUUCUGUGACAAGUACCUGGCCGGCGUGCGCCCCAAGCUCGUGCAGGUCGUGCUGCGGGAGCACAUCCAGGAGAUCCUGCGCAUGGUCAACAGCGAGGGCGAGGCCGAGAAGUCGGCCAUCGGCCAGCUCAUGGACGCGGCGCCCGAGCAGCGCCACGCCGUCUUUAUGCGCGUCUACUUUGACCACGUGCUGCCCCAUGUUAUCAAGACGUGCAUCCAGAGCAUCCGCCGCCGCGAUACGCCCAUGAUGGGGUUGAACUCGCCGCCCGGGUCGCCACUCGCCUCGCCGCCCGUUUCGCCUGAAUCCCGCCAGCGCGGCGGGAACCGCAACCUGACCACCGAGAUGGUGACGGUGCAGGUGACCGAGAUCUGGUGCACGCUUGUAUUCCGGAUGAUGUGCUGGCUGUUGCUGCACGACUUUCACAAGAAUGACCGGCAGAUAUCGAGCAAGAGCGAGGUGUGGGGGAGCCGGCUGCCGGUAUAUAUUUGCUAGGUGCGGAUACUGCUGGAUACUGCUGGAUACUGGUGUUGGAUGUCGGAUCUUGGGUAUUGGGACGGGUGCUACUAUAUCGACGCCGGCUGCAUGGGACAUGUGUAUGAUUUACGACGGGUAUAAUGGACAUGAUCAAAACGGCCUGAUCGGCCUCAACAGGUGUCUGAUGACAACAUCGUGAACCCAUCGCUUGGGCUCCUCCUCCUCCUCCUCCUCCCCGUCAUGCUCAACCUCGAGCUCGACCUCUAGCACGCCAUCCCUCCAGCUCGCCGCCUGCACCCUGCACCCCACGCGUCGACUUACCACCCGCAGCAUCUCCUCCUGCCCCGGCGGCAGGCCCAGCAGCCGCACGACGCGCAGCCGCGGCCACCGCCCCCGCAGCCCACCCAGCAGCCCGCCCAGCAGCCCGUCGUCCACCACCGCAGCGCCGUCGGCCGCCGUUGUCCGCCGCAGCUCCAGCACCUCGACGUCGGGGCAGGCCGCCGCCGCCG